Messenger RNA from Heterotrigona itama, 6497 nucleotides. Lineage: Eukaryota; Metazoa; Arthropoda; Insecta; Hymenoptera; Apidae. The record is from the annotation of a GenBank genome assembly.
UAAUAAAGCUCCAUAAACAUUUUAUUUUGCAAUGACUACAUAUCCUUAUAAUAUUCUCAAUAUAAUUCUCAAGUAUGUAUAUAAAAAGUAUAUAUUUUAAUAUUAUAAUUCAUUAAUUUAAUAUUAAGAUUCAUCAAUGUAUUCAUACAUUUACAAAAUAUCUAUAUACGUAAAUUAAUUAACUUACUAUACUAUCUACUGUAAAAACAACAGUCCCUGCUUUGUCAUUAUCUUCAUCAUCAUGUACUUCAUUUUGUUCUUCAUCCGAGGUAGAAAAAUCAGAUUCUUGUUCAUUUUGUAGACGAUAAGUCCCUAUGUUUUCAGGUGGAGGACCAAUGUUAUGUACACCAAAGUGUUCAGCUAGUCUUUCAGCUGCGUAUUUAGCUUGUAUCUUCUAAAAAAUUUUAUCAGCUUGUUCUUUUUGUAACUCUAGAGAUUCGUUUAAAUUAAUAAUUUUUGCAGCACCAUGAAUUAUAAGAGGUGGUGUUGCUGCUGUAACUUCCCAAUUUUUAUUUUGCUUUCUUUGUUUUUCUUUUUUUGGAUCAUGUAUAUUAGUCUUAGUUGUUUUAUAUGGCUUAAAUGGUUCUUUCUUUUCAAUCUUAUUUUCUGAAGAGUUUUCUACUUUAUUAACAAUGUAUGCAAUAUGGUCAGAAGCUUUUAUUUUAAAAGAUUCUAUUUCUGCUAAAUCUUCUGGCUUAAUUAAACUUUCCUCUGGUGGUAAAUGUACAAUUUUCUUUUUAUGAACACCAUAUCCUGUAGGUUGAGCCAGUAUUUUUAAAGGAUCUUCUUCAUCAUCACUAUCAAGUUCAACAACUUUGACAGUAUCUCUGAUUUCGGUAUAUUUGCCUGUCCAUUCUAAUUCAUUCAUAGCAGCUUUACCUUCAGAUGCUAAAUUUAAUCUUGACAAAAGAUUGGUUGCAUUUUCAACUUCAUUUUUAUGUUCUAGUUCUUUUAAUAUUUUGUCACGAAAAGAUUUGAUUUUUUUUCCUUUGUCUGGCAGCUUCAAUAUAAAUAUUCUACUUAUUACUAAGGAUUUUAUUUUGUCUUUCUAAUAAUUCCUCUAGUUCAAACUUCUGUUUGCUUCCUAAAUUUUCUAUAUAUCCUUGAUUUUCUCUUCUGGAAGGAGAUGGUAGAUCACCUGGUACUUUAUUAAUUAUUUUUUUCUGAGACAUUCCUUUUGAAUUAUUUUUGAAACUUUUAUAAAUUAUAAAAUUUGAAAUAUUUAGAAAUUAUUUCAUUAACCUUUGUACAAAUAAUAUUUCAAGUAUCAUUGAAAUAUAAUACUUUUAAGAGAAACAAACAUUGCAUAUUUCAGUUUAUGUUAAAUUAUAAUUAUUUUACUUCAAUAAUUAUAAAUUAAUCCAAUAAUUAUUAUUAUACAAAAUUACGUAUACCAACCAAGAAUUAAACAACACAGUUUCACUGAAUGGAAGAUUGCAACAAACAACACAUUCAAUACGAGAUAUCGAGAGCUUCAAACUAUCGAUAUUACAGGACAUGUUAAACGAAGAUCUCAAUUCCAACCUCAAUGGAAUUUAUCAGGAAAAUUUAAAUAAAAUGUUUGAUUUAUUAUACUAUGUUGAAUCUUUAUCCAUUUGUGACGAAUAAAGCUAUCAUCCCGAGCUUAAUAUAGAGAGAAUAUUAAAAUAUUGAAUAUUUUAUUUCAAGAUAAACUGAAAAAUAAUUUUUCUAUAAAGUAAUCAAAGUGACGUAAAGUUAAUGUAAUGAUUAAAAGCAAGUUCGCGAAGCAACUGCCAAUCUUUAGAAAUGAAUUGCAAUGGGGGGUCGUCUUUGGGUGGUGAACAUAGAUCAAAUACCUUUAUGGAUAUUAAACCAAUUAUCACAUGCAGGAGAUGAAAAAUUAUUUUCUACAUUGGAAAACAGUUUGCUUCAAGCCAUAUCUGCCGAUAUGGUGGAAUGGCGUAGAUCAUUUAGUAGACCAAUUAAACAAGUCAAACUUGGAGCAACAUUUUUGCCAUUUUCUAAGGAUGUUCUACCAACUGAGAAAGAUUGGCACUUGAUAAAGCAACCAAUAUUUCAUAUCUAUUGGACUGAAUGUUCUGAUGUAGAUACUUAUAAAGCAAGUAUUAGAGAAGACAUAGAUAACUGGUUGAAGAUAUUAACACAGUAUCAUAUUCAAGAUUGGAUGAUUGUUAUAGUAGAAACUUAUGAUAUAAAAAAAACUAAUAAGUUAUUGCCUAGGACAACGGUUUUAGAUAAAAUUCGCAGUGACUUUGCUGCUAAAAAUGGUGAUAGAUGUUGUUCUGUAAUAAAUCCGAUAAAGUCGGAGAUGCGCUCAGCUGAAUCAUGGAGAAGUUUAGUUAAUCGUAUACGUUAUUUAAUGCUUGUUGCAUAUGAUAAAAGACUAUCUCACUUUGAAGAUAUUAUUAGAGAACAAAGAGAAAAUAGAAAUCAUCCAAAUUGGAAUUUCUGUCACUAUUUCCUACUGCAGGAAGAACUUGCAUUUGUUUUACAAAUGUUAGGAUUAUAUGAUGAAGCAUUAGUACAAUAUGAUGAAUUAGAUGCUCUCUUUACACAGUUUGUGCUUAAUUCAAAUGUAGGAGAUACACCAAUCUGGUUAAAUUUAUUUCAAACCCCAUUAAAUAACUGGGGUGGUGUUAAUUUAAGUAAUGGUACAAAUCAUCAUUUAAGAAACCUUCUGGCUGAAUGUAAAGCAUCACUAUUAGAUCUUAGAAGUUAUUUAUUUAGUAGACAAUGUGCCAUGUUACUAUCACUUAACAAACCAUGGGAGGUUGCGCAAAGGUGCUUAUCAUUUGUUCAUAAUACAUUAAGUGAAUUACGUAUAUUAGAAGUUCAACGACCUGAAGGAUCCAUUGAAUGUUGGUCUUUUCUUUGUGCGUUAGAAGUACUUCAAGCUUGUCAAUUAUCAUCUUAUAAUAUUGAUAAUAAUCAACAACUAGAUCUUUGCUCCUUACAUACUGCAAGUUUAUGGGCUCUGGCUAGAGAUAAAUUGGGAAAUUUAGGAAAAUUAUGUGGUUUAAUGCCUGGAAAUGAACCAUCUAGUGAACAAUUACAUACAGUUGUUUAUCUGAUAGCUGGUAUGGGAGAUUCUGAAUCACAGAUAGAAGGAAAAUUAACACCUACUGAUAAAUUAAAAGAAGCACUUUCGUCGAAAGAGGCAUUUAAGAAACAAUAUCUUGAACAUGCAGAAUUAGCUAUGGGUACUUAUAAACAUGUAGGCCGAAUUCGAUCAGCUCGAUUAAUUGGGAAAGAAUUAGCACAAUUUUAUAGUGAACUUGGAGAAAAUCAAAAAGCUGUUGCAUUUUUAUCGGACGCCUUAAAAACGUACACUGACGAAGGUUGGAGGCACUUAGCAGCACAAACUCAGCUCGAAUUGGCUCAGUGCUACAAAAGAAUGGACGAUGUUGAGAAAUACACAAAAGUAUGUGCUGCUAUUGCUAGUUUGGAUGUAUUACAUAUUACUGUUCGUAAUACUUAUUUUGAAGAAAUGUUUGGUUAUAUGAAAAUGAUCUCAUCACCACAACCCUUACUCGUAGAACUUGGAUGUGCUUUCGUAGUACUCAGUAUGGAAGUUAAAGUGAUGGAUAAGGUAGUACAAGACUGUGUGGUUAAUAUCGAAAUAUAUAUACAAAGUUUAUUUCCUAGAGAAGUAAAAUGUACUAAAGCGUCUAUAUCUGUUGAAGAAAUUCAGAAACCUUUAUCAUCUAAUAAAAAAAAAGGUUCAAGGUUACCACCUGAACCAUUAAUUCCACUAUUAUCGAGAUGUACUCUAGAAGAUAUGAAACCAUUUGAUCCAAGUUUACUUCAAUUACAAGUAUAUUCAUAUUUAGAUUAUAAAGAAGAUAAAAGCCUCGGAUCAGCUAGUGUCUUACACAGAAAUACUAAGCCUAUUGUAAAACGUUCUGACAGUACAAAACAUAGGAAACCAUCAGUAAAUGCAAAAGGUGAUUUUAGCAAAGCAUUAUCGUGUGAUGAAUUUAUUAUGAAACCAGGUAUGAACACGUUUACAUUAAUUAGGUGUAUUGAUCAGCCUGGUUUUUAUAAAGUUGGUCAAAUAUCAUUAAUAAUUGAGGAAAAAUUGGAAUUUUUGUCACCUAUUUUAAAUCCUCGGUUAUGUUACGAAGUAGCUAAGACUCAGCCUACAAUUUCUAUGAAAUGUGGUCGAGACUUACUAGCUGGCCUUGUUCAAGACAUAGAAUUAGUGAUUAUGAGUGGAAGUAUAAAAAUAACAAAGGAAAUGAAACUUAAAUUACGUACAUCUAGAGGAUUAAUAAUACAAAUUGAUGGUUCACAAGAAACAAUGUCUAAAGAAUUAGAAAUAUCACUGCCACUUUGUGAACCAUUUCAAACAAUACGAUUAAAGUUCAAAGUUUUAGCUGAACUACCACCAAAGAAAGAUUCUUUAUCAAUGGAACAUAAGUUGAAUAUACAGUGUCCAUGGGCUACAGAGGAAAGCAUACCUCUACAUUUUGGUCCACCACUUAUGUCAAAUAUGAAACUCCAUACAGCAAAACAAAGGAAAUUUCUCCAAAUAAUUGUAACGGGAUUAACAAAUCAACAUUUGCAAUUAAUUGAGCCAGAAUUAACAACAGUAACAUCAAUAGAUGUUAAUUUUAAAAGUUUAAAUCCUAUUGCUGGUCAGAGAUUAGUAAUAGGUAAUGGAAUAAAUGUAUCAUUUAUGUGGGAGCUUGAAAUUGGUAAAGAUGAGAAGUCUUUGAUGCCAAUAAAGACUGAUUUUCGUGUAAAAUAUAUACCAAUUAAUGAUACUGAAGAUCAGAAUGAUUUAAAUAGCAAUGACGAUCCUUUGCAAAUUUAUAAUUUACAAAGAAUGGAAAAAGCAUCUAGUCUUUAUAGAUGCAAUUUUGAUAUUACAGAUUAUGUGACUUUAUUUACAGUGUCUUCAAAAGUUGAAGCUGCUGGAAAUGGAGGUGAAUUUUGUCGUGCUGGUAGUAUGUGCCAUCUUUAUCUUACAGUAACACGUAUGUUACCUAGUCCAAAUCCAAAUCCUUCACCACAAUUAAUGUACGAGGUUCUUGCUGAUCAAACUAUGUGGGCUGUAUGUGGUCGUACUGCUGGUAUUGUGUCUUUGGAAGUUUUAGAAAAACAAAGCGUCACAUUGGACGUGAUGCCAUUAACCAGUGGUUAUUUGCCCCUUCCUGUUGUUAGAUUGUCUCGUUAUAUCCCAGCACCAGAAUCCAAAAGUGAUAUGAUUCGUAAAAGUGAAAUAGCUUCUAGUUCAAGACUAGAACCAUUCAGUCCUGGCCAAGUUUAUAAUGCUAGUAAAGCACAGCAAGUUCAUGUUCUACCAGCAGCACCUUCAGAAGCGAACUAAGUGCAGAUAUUGAUAUUAAAAAUGUAAAAAUACUAUAGCAUUGUAAAAUGCAAAUUGUACAUUGAUCAAGACAAUUUCUACAUUGUUUGGUAUAUUUCUACGAGACUAUUUACGUAUACAUAUAACAUUAUUAUUAUUAAUUUAUCAAUCAUCAUUAUACUAGUUUGUUUAUAUUUUUAUAUUUUUUAAUUGAAAUUUGGAUUCUGGACAAAUAAAAUUUAUAUAUAUUGUUCAAAAUUUAUUUGUUCAAAAAACAAAUUUCAAUAUGCAGCAUUGUUUAUUUUUAUUAAUAAUAAGUAAUUACAAAUUUAAGUUUUGCCAUUAUUACAAGCAAGGAAAUAAUAUGACAAUAUUUCAGCAGUAGGUAAAAUUCAGAAAUUUCAUAGUUGAAAAAUACUGCUACAAUAUAAUGUUUCUUUUGUGCAGUAAUGUGAUUUGUAUUCUAGUGACCUUAUUGAACAAUAUUCAUUUUUUGAUAUUGUAUAGUCCACAUGUAAAAUUCAAUCAACAUAUUUGUCUGUUUGAUCUACUCUGAGUGAAAUAAGUUGUAAAAAUUUGUUAUUUUUAUUUUAAAGUAUAUACUUAUAAUUUUUCCAUCAUGCACCUAUAAUAAUAAUAGUUUCUUUAAAUUGUUUCUUAUAUUCCAAAUAUUUAAUUUUUUACAUAAUUCUAUGUGCUAGAUUUAUGAUAAUAUUUGUGAUAAUUUCAUUCAAUUUUGAAAUUCUUACAGAUUAUGUUAUUUUUUAAUUCUAAAGUAAUCGAAUAUUUAAUUUUUUUGUUAAAUGCAAUUCUGUAAAAUUUGUACAAAAGUUUCUCCAGAAUAUACUCACAAUAUUGAAUAAGUAUUAGAAAUUAUAUAGUUUGUGCAAUACAAACAAUACAAAAGCAUCACAAGAAGUAAUUAACAUCUUAAGGCUAAAGCUGUGUUCUGUAUCUAAUUCUAAUAUUUGUGAAAAAUGUAAGUAUAUGUAAGUAUAUAAAAGGAACAAGAUAUAUAUGUUAUUUAUAUUACAUUUACUUUUUAAUUUCAUUAUUCAAAAUAUGAAUAUUGCAAAAAGUAUCAUUAUAUUGCCAUGUUAAUUAAGAAAUCAUCCUUUAAUUUAAUAUAAUCAUUCAUUGUGUAAAUAAGAUUAUUAUAAUACUCAAUAUGAUAUUUAUAUGUUAGAAAAUAUCAGAAUUUCAC